Salvelinus fontinalis (brook trout) is the source of this 2090-nucleotide messenger RNA. RefSeq names its product phospholipase A2, group XIIA (gene pla2g12a). The record is from RefSeq and is a predicted model, not a curated record. Gene Ontology annotation, molecular function: calcium ion binding; A2-type glycerophospholipase activity. Gene Ontology annotation, biological process: lipid catabolic process; phospholipid metabolic process; arachidonate secretion. Gene Ontology annotation, cellular component: extracellular region. The transcript is spliced from 4 exons. The coding region runs from base 145 to 771 and encodes 208 amino acids. Lineage: Eukaryota; Metazoa; Chordata; Actinopteri; Salmoniformes; Salmonidae.
CACGUGACUAAUCCCAUAACCCGGAAAGGGAAUUGCAUGACAGGCGAUUUGUUGACAUAGAAUAGGACCUAUAGUGUAACAGUUGGGAAAGUGUGGAAUGAUUUUCUACGGACGUUUGGUGCAGUCAUUUAACUUUGGAUUCACAUGCCGACCAAUUGCAACUAUUUGCUAGCAUCCGGUGCUGUCAUGCAUCAUAACAGUUGCAUCCCGGUUUUUCUCGUUGGCUUGCUAUCUUUCUAUGGAUUUCUGAGCUGUGUGUCUUCAUGUAGUAAGGAACCUGAAACACCGGACUGGCGAAUGACUUUAAAAACCAUUCGCAAUGGGAUCCAUAACAUUGACAAAUACCUCAACGUUGCUCUGGACUUAUUUGGAGGACGAGAUGGACUGUGUCUCUAUGAAUGCAGCGAUGGUUACAAACCAGAACCCCGGCCUGGUUACAAACCAACCCCACCCAAUGGAUGUGGGUCACCCCUGUUCGGAUUCCAGUUUGACAUCGGCAUCCCGUCGUUGACCAAGUGCUGUAACCAGCACGACCGUUGCUAUGACACCUGUAACCGUGAUAAACACGACUGUGACGAUGAGUUCCAGGAAUGCCUGGAGACCAUAUGUAGGAGAUUACAGAAGAUGUUGGGACUGGCCCAGAGUGUCCAAGCGUGUGAGAAUACUGUGACCCUGCUGUUUGAGGCUGUCAUGCACAUGGGCUGUAAACCUUACAUGGACAGCCAGAGAGACUCCUGCAUAUGCAAAUUUGAAGUCAAGAGGGAUCUAUGAGCUGCCAUCCAGAGGGGAUUCUGGAAUAGUCAAGCCACUAGAGAAACAUUGAAGUAAAUAGUGUACCUCGGGAUAGAGCUGUGGAAGUUUCCAUUGAUAACAAUGUGCUAAGCCUUGUGAAGGGGCCUGGAUGUGCUCUCAAUGAAUGAGCGUUGGGUGAUCUGAGUUUUAAAAUCGCUAUUUGAUAAUUUUGUAGAAUUGUUCUCCUAUGCAAAGGUUGUUUAGUAGUUGUCAUGUAUGUAAUUUGUUUGUUCUGCCACACAUAUAUAUGAAGUAUCAAUUAAGAGAGAAUAUUUAUAAAAGGUAAGAAGACACUGAAAGACAAAUGUAUGACUACAAGCACAUAAUGAUACAGUGAUGAGGGUAAUGGCUACAUUAUAUUGCCCAGUAAGUGUAUUGUUUUGGCUACUUUUUAAUGAUUUAUAUUAAAUGUGUAAAUAGGCUGAUAAAUGAAUGUACACAACAUGUUUACCUGUUGAUGGAGUGUUGCCCCAGUGGUUAUGUUGUAGUUAAAUUAAAUGUUUGGAAAACCCUUGCUGUUCCAUGCUUUUAUUUUUGUUUUGUUGUUUGAGCUUUGUUGAGCUUGCCUCAUUCACAGACAUGCAUACGGAAACAUGCAUUUUGUUUUUACACUAUCCCUCUGUAUAAUGUCCAAAGAUGUGUGUGUAUAUACUGCGUUGAUAAAGGGAGAGUUCGUUUUGCAUGGCCCGUUGUCUCGGGUGAGCGGAGUAAAUAUUUUUAGACAUUCCAUUCAAUGAAAUCUUCAGCCGCCCGGGGCAUCGUGCCAUGCAAAACGAACGGGCCCAUUGAAAUAGAGUUCUGUGAUGAACUGAUUAAUUCAGCCCGCUUCUGCUCGCACUGUAAGAAAUUGUAAUAGAUAUUGGUAACUUGUUUUAACAACUUCUCAACACUAGCUAUACUUGACACAACAUGCACCCAUCCCCCACUAUACCCCCACUCUUCGUACCCUUAUAAUAACCACAGACCCACACACACUCCCCUCCCCCAUGAACAGGCCCCUGUUAAAACAAACGCACAUGCAUUCUGCUCGAGGUUGAGACUCUAAGACAAAGAACUGUGUUAAGAGCCAAUGGAACGUCGACAUCAGGCCCGGACAGGACUACCCACGACCCAGCUCGACCAAUCGGAAGGCCAGACUACAAGAUCAACCUACUUCACUUGUUGCAUAUAUAAUCAGCACAACAUGUUUAGAGGGCUCUUCUCCGACGAUUCCAUAAGAAUCAGACAGAAAGGGGCCGUGCUGCACGCUUUGCCAGAUAUUUUUACACUUGAAUAAACUGCCUUAUUAUACAAUUAUA